Messenger RNA from Stomoxys calcitrans (stable fly), 825 nucleotides. RefSeq lists its product as uncharacterized. The record is from RefSeq and is a predicted model, not a curated record. The coding region runs from base 1 to 825 and encodes 274 amino acids. Lineage: Eukaryota; Metazoa; Arthropoda; Insecta; Diptera; Muscidae. The transcript has a single exon.
AUGGCUACUGAAAAUGAAAAUAAUGCAUUGGAGUUAUCCCGUGUAGCGGUUCGAGUUCCUCCGUUUUGGCGACAAAAUCCGCGGCUAUGGUUUAUACAAUUGGAGUCCCAGUUUGUUACAUCAGGAAUUUCUUCCGACGAAACGAAGUUCCAUACGCUAGUUGGGUCCAUGGAAAGCGGUAUUUUCAACCAUGUAAACCAUAUUGUGGAAAAUCCUCCAGCGGUCAACAAAUACGAAGUCUUGAAAAAGGCAUUGCUUGAUGAAUUUAUGGAAUCUGAGGAAAAACGCCUUCGACAACUUUUGGAAAAUGUAUGUAUCGGUGACAAGAAACCUUCAGCAUUACUAAGGGAAAUGAUGGAAUUGUCCUGUGGAAAAGUGUCAAAAGAGUUAUUGAAAACAUUGUGGAUCCAGCGCCUUCCAUCAACAACAAGAGCCAUACUGUCGGUAAGCGAUGAUGGAGUAGACAAGUUAGCAAUCAUGGCAGAUAAAAUCCAUGACCAGUCUGAUGCUUCUGGUGUAGUCAAUGCUGUUUCAACUAAGGAUGAAGACCGUUUGAUGGUUUUGGAAAGGCAAGUUAGUGAACUUUUAUCGAAAAUUGAUGCCUUUUCGUUCAGAAGUGGUCAACACGAAAAAAGGAAUUCCACACAUCGUUCACGAAGUAAUUCACGCUCUCGUUCAACAUCUUCUGUGUGUUGGUACCACUAUAAAUUUGGACGGAAAGCGACAAAAUGCCGUUCGCCCUGCUCGUUCAAUUCGACGGAAAACAAAACCUCAUCUAAGGUGGCGGAUGAGUGCGGCCGGCAUAUAAGUCGCCUUUUUAUUUAA